AUGGCUCAUGACCGUGUGGCCUCUGAGACGACUCGUGCAGGUCCUUCGUUGCUCGUAGCGCGCAAUUUACUGCCUUCAACCACUCGCAUUAAUGCCAGUCUUUCAAGUGUCAUAAGCUCAUCAGUGUCUUCUUCUUCGGUAUCUACAAUAGGUGAAAAAAGUGCUGGUAAUGUUACAAGAAGACGUGAUCAAAAAUACGUCGGGGACGAUCGAGUAGCGACUGCUACAGCCACGUCAUCGUCGACAAUGUCUACGACGUCAUCAAUUGACAAUAUUUCUUAUGGUACAGAGAUAUUAACAGGACAAAAGGAUGCAAAACAUUCACGUCAUCAUCAUACACAUCACAGUCAGCUUCACCAUGAUCAGAAAAGUGCAAGACAGCGAGGAAUCUCAUCUCCACAUCAUCAUAGUCACAGUCACAGUCAGCAUCGACGACGACAAAUACGAGAUGGACGUGAGCUAAGAGCUACAGAUAAUGCAUUACCAGAGCUUGGAGUAGUCAGUACUGACAUUGGACCCGAGAAGUUUGUGUCCAAGGUUUUUGCCACCUCUCAUACAGAAAAGGAAGGCCCUGAUUCGAUUUCAAAGUCAAUGCCUGCAUCACAGGAAAAUGAUUCGUCUUCGUCAUCGGGUGGGCUAGGAAGUGACAAGGAGGAGACGGUGGGAAAUUUGGAAUAUUUGAGACAGCAGCAAAUAGCUAUGAAACCUUCUCGGAUGGUUGUGAAACGACGUGCUACAGCACCAGAUAACAGUAAAACUUCUUAUCGAACGUUAUUGGAGCCAACGCCGGUUGAAAAGCGAGACAAUGCUUACAGUCUGCGCACCGGUUCUAACAGUCCGCGGUUUGCAACCACCAGCAGUUCUGGAGGGACGCCAAACAGUUUAGAAAGAUGGCAGAUUCGAUUAAUGAGGUCAGCAUCGGGAAACUCUAGCAGCACAGAUGACGAAUGCCAUGGACGGGACCAAUCAUCCUCACAUCGGCUAUACAGCAAUCAUCGCAGUUGCCAACUAAUGGAGAGUCCGCCACCGCCUAGCCAAGUUAAGGUCACUAGCCGGAGAUGCGGAAGUGACUCACCUAUAUUGAGCCAGAACAAAACGCGAGCUCGCAGCUCGUCUCGUGGUUUGAAGCAUUCUGCAUCACCAGAGGUCAGUAGUGAGUUACUAGUGCCACCGCCUCCUUUAUCGCUAUCUGCCGACGUACAAGGCCUAUCUACACCUCGUUCGUUGGCACGUAAGAUUCCGCAUUUCAACGACAAUGCAGAGUGCAAUGAUGAUGCUACCGCGAAGCCACGUCCUGUUCGCAUUCGCUAUGAGACUCCAGAACGCGGCAUGGGUGGCAAACGAGAAAUCUCUCAUGCAUCACUUGGCAAGCUUAUUGCUCGUCUUACAGAUGCUCAUCAGUUCGACACGGAGUUUCGUGACGUUUUUUUUUUGACGUAUCGUUCAUUUUGCUCGCCAUAUGAUUUCAUUAAGAAACUUUUGAAGCGCUACACGGCUGUAUUAUCACUUUGUGCAGGCGUUGAUGCGGAGACCAUUGAAAAAACGCAGCGUUUGCUGGACCAAAUUACGCUAGAGGAGGAGAGUGAGCAGCGUGCAUCGAACGUUACAUCUAUUUCGACGGCAAGAUCUGAUAUUAACACAGGAAUGGAAGCUACCGUGUCCAUCAUGAGGCUACUGAGUGUUCUCAAAUUUUGGAUCAAGGAAAGUGGUUUUAUUGAUCAGGAUCUUGCGAACGAUAGGAAGGCGCAGAAGAAACUGACGAAUUUUCUUAGUGAGAUUCAAAACACGUCGCCCAUUCCAUCCAUACGCCGACACGCGGAGAAUUUGCUGCUUACAGUCGCUCAGCUAUUGUCGUCACUAAAGCAGCAAGCUCAAGCCCAGGCUCAAGUCCAAGCGCAAGCUCAGGCAACAACGCAAUCUCACAAGGGUUCUGCUCUUAUGACUUCAGCUUUGACGCUGCCUGAUAAAUCAUUUUCGAGGCCUGGAGGUGAUAUUGUUCACGAUUCCCAUAGCGCAGUAUCACAAGCAGCUGUACACCAACUCAGUAGUGACCGAGGGCCAUCACAUUCCCGUACGCGAAUACAUACUGCAACCAAACUAGCCUUGGCACGAUCGUCUUCGGACCCAAAACGAGAGAAAUCUAUGGUGAAACUUCGGACAAAAAACUCAAGCGGUGACAUAUUUCAGCUGAGAAGUCGGUGUGUUCCUGCUGGGGCAGACGACCAAACUGUAACAGCAGUCGCGACGAAAGAUCGGAUGCUGCGUAAUGGAUCUCAGCAUCAGAUUCUAAGUGCCGCUGCUGUGGCACCAAAAAUCGCACGUGGCAUUACAACAGGUAGCGCUGAGGCAGUAAUCAAAGCAAACUCGAACGGCAGUGGCGUAGACGGCUUUGACGAGAUCAUUCAGGAUACGUUGCAACGCGCCAGGCUUACGGCAGCGUCACGUAAAAACGCACGCAUUAGUUACGACAAUGUGGAGCCUUUGUCAGGACUGGUUGCACAAGAGAUGGCCGAUCAGCUAACGCUGAUGGAGGCAGAUCAAUAUUUUUCGAAGUUGGAUCCUCGUGAAUUGACAAAUAAAGCAUGGACACGUGAAAACAAACAUCGCGAUGCUCCCCACGUGAUGGCAUUGAUUGAACUUUUCGAUGCGACAGCAGAAUGGGUUUCGAGCGAGAUUCUACACCCGCAAUUGCAGGCCGUUGAGCGCGCUAAGAUGAUUACACUUUUUAUCGAUGCAGCCGAUAAUUGCUACCAGAUGAACAAUUUUAACACGCUGUUUGAGAUCACUACUGGACUUUCAGCGCCAUGUAUUCGGCAACUCAAUACGACGUGGAGUUUGGUUACUGCGGCUGUUCAGGAAAAGUAUCAAUGCCUUCAGCAAGUAUGUUCGCCUGAUGACAAUUACCGCUGUUAUCGCCAAGCGUUUGCUCUGACCGAAGGUCAGCCAAGGCUUGCCUGUUGGUUUAUCUUAGUGAAAGAUUUGUUUACGUACGAGGAAGCCAUGAAGACGAUGGAGGAUGGCCUUGUGAAUUGGCAAAAGUUCCGGAAGAUUUACCGUGUUAUCAGCGAGGCUCUAGACCGACAGAAUUUCGACUAUGUUCCUGCUAGCUCCAACGGGUGUGGUGUUUCUAGAAAAGGCCGAGGCAUUUUGAAGCACGACAGAAAGAUGCAGAUUCACAUCCGGCAUCGUGUUGACACCAUCCGCCAAAACAGCUCUGUGCUGUAUCAGCUAGCACGAAAUGCUAAUACGCAAGAGAGCAUUUUGUUUGUGAACAGUCUAUCCGAAGCAGGAUUUCUGUAA
This is a messenger RNA of Peronospora belbahrii, 3300 nucleotides long. The record is from the annotation of a GenBank genome assembly. Lineage: Eukaryota; Oomycota; Peronosporomycetes; Peronosporales; Peronosporaceae.